CCGACUCCAGCUACGGCCCAUAUGUCGUACCAUUUAUAAAGUAAACUACGAUUAGGGUUUAUUACGACAAUUUCCGCCCUCUCAGAGUCUCAGUACCCCUUCAACUCUGCUGCCGCAGCUGAAACAUCUUCCCGUGGAAGCGCCAUGGCUUCAGAGAAGAAAUUGAGCAAUCCCAUGAGGGAUAUCAAGGUCCAGAAGCUUGUCCUCAAUAUCUCCGUCGGUGAGAGUGGAGAUCGACUCACCAGAGCAGCGAAAGUCUUGGAGCAACUCAGCGGUCAAUCCCCUGUUUUCUCUAAGGCAAGGUAUACUGUGCGGUCCUUUGGAAUCAGGCGUAAUGAAAAGAUAGCUUGCUAUGUGACUGUCAGAGGGGAGAAAGCUAUGCAGCUUCUUGAGAGUGGAUUGAAAGUUAAGGAAUACGAGUUGUUGAGAAGGAACUUCAGUGAGACCGGCUGCUUUGGGUUUGGUAUUCAGGAGCACAUUGAUCUUGGAAUUAAAUAUGAUCCUUCAACUGGUAUUUAUGGAAUGGAUUUCUAUGUUGUAUUGGAGCGCCCUGGCUACCGUGUUGCCCGUCGUCGCAGGUGCAAGUCUCGAGUCGGGAUUCAGCACAGGGUCACUAAGGAGGAUUCAAUGAAGUGGUUCCAGGUCAAAUAUGAAGGUGUUAUCCUUAACAAGUCCUCAAACAUUCAGUGAUAAGCUGAGUGCCAACUUUUGGACCAGCUUGUCUCCUGGCAAGUUUAUUUUUAUGUAUUUUUGUAGACAGCCAUCGAUAUUACUAUUAAAGGAAUGUUUUGGAGAGAUUCUAGUUGGCAAAUUAGUAUGUUUUACUUCUCAUUUUGGCAAUCAGAUGAAUUCAAAUCUUUGUGAUGGUAAUUUUCAGUUUUUGCAAUUUAAGUAGGAAUUAUUCAACUA
Molecule: messenger RNA, 909 nt
Organism: Solanum lycopersicum (tomato)
Lineage: Eukaryota; Viridiplantae; Streptophyta; Magnoliopsida; Solanales; Solanaceae
Product: large ribosomal subunit protein uL5z
Biological process (GO): translation
Cellular component (GO): ribosome; cytosolic large ribosomal subunit
Molecular function (GO): structural constituent of ribosome; RNA binding
Source: RefSeq, a predicted model, not a curated record